AUGUUGACAAGAGCUAUCUUCUUGCAAUCACAAGGCGCAACAGAACUAAACAACCUCGAAUUGGCUCAAAUACAGCAUCAACUGGUACUCAUGCAAAGUGGUACAGGCUCUCGAUAUGCCAAUACUGCUGCUAGUACGCCAGCUGCCAAGUAUCAGCCACAGCUACACACGUUUGGAAAGCACAGCACAAACCCAGGCCAGUGUAUGCUCUUGCCUCAUCAGUUGAGCGCUCUAGAGAAUCAAAUCGCUGCAUACAAAUUUCUCUUGAAAAACGCACCAUUACCACCUCAACUUCAGCAAGCUGUAUUGGCUCCUUCCAACAGCUUACUCGCUCAAUCAUCGCCCCCAAUCACACCCAUCACUACAUCAAAAGCCAUCCAACCACAGCCACAUCAAGGCCACCCGCAUUCGGUGCCUCCCACACCACCUACACCUCAGCAUCAAGAAGAGCAUGAAAAGGCAUCAGAUUCUACAUCGCCACCUUUUGCAUUUCUACCAUCUCAAAGCACUUCAUCAUCACUACUAGUAGCACAUUCAUUUGGUGCGUAUAUACUGCCAGCUGCUCUUUUGGAAAGCCCCAUCACAUCCUACGCCCAUGCACCAAGACAUCAAAUGACCUUGAUUCCCAGUCUGUUGCCUGUAGGCAUUGAUUCUCAAGCCAUCCGAUCUAACAGAGAAAAGAGAAUGCUGGCCCGUAUGAAGCAUCAGUACCAACAACCCGCCACAAACUUGCAAGACCACAUUCGAUCCAAGGCUCUGAAGCUCUAUCAGAAACAGAGCCACCUUCGCAGCGAAUUGGCUCAGGGCGUAGACAAAUCAACAGUGCUUGCCACCUCUACAGAUCGCACCGCGUUCAGACGUACCAAGAAGGUUUCGCGCCUUGAUUCGCAUCAAGUUGAAUCAGUAGAGCAGCAGCAGCGAAGAAACCGAGAAGGCUUUAUUCAAGCCACCAAACACAAUCAUCUACACAUCAUUUGUCAACACGGCUCUGCGUUAAGCCAUCAGGGCAAACUGAAAAGAGCCAAACUAGCCAAACUGGGUCUCGCUGUAGUGCGCUGUCACCAGAACGCUGAAAAGGCGGAACAAAAAAAGAUGGAACGCAUUGCCAUGGAGCGUAUGCAAGCACUCAAAAACGAAGAUGAAGAGGCCUACAUCAAGCUACUUGACCACACCAAAGACACGCGCUUGACUCAUUUGCUGAAACAAACAGAUGUGUUCUUGCAAUCAUUGACAAAGUCCGUAGUAGAACAGCAGCAAAGCAUAGGCAGGUACGCAGUAUCUAGUCAAGAGCACUUGCAACACGACGUGUCUUCUGCUGACUAUUUCCGCAUUACUCACAAAAUACACGAAGAUGUCAGCCAGCCUACAAUCAUGACGAACGGCCAACUCAAGCAGUAUCAAGUCAAGGGCCUGCAAUGGAUGGUUUCGCUCUACAACAACAAUUUGAAUGGCAUUUUGGCGGAUGAGAUGGGUCUGGGAAAGACCAUUCAGGCCAUCAGUUUGAUUACAUAUUUGAUUGAAAAAAAGCAACAACGGGGGCCUUUCUUGGUCAUUGUGCCUUUAUCCACACUGACAAACUGGAAAAUGGAAUUUGACAAGUGGGCGCCUUCUGUCUCCAAGGUAGUCUACACAGGGCCACCUCAUACAAGAAAAGAAUUGGCUAGCAUUGUGCGGUCUGGCCAAUUCCAAGUGCUACUGACUACGUUUGAAUACAUUAUCCGAGACACACAAGCACUCUGCAGGACGAAAUGGCUGUAUCUGAUCAUAGACGAGGGUCACCGUAUGAAGAAUACCAACGCCAGGCUGACAGUGACAUUGCGCCAGAAAUUUCGCGCUCGAUAUCGCCUCAUUCUCACUGGCACACCGUUGCAAAACAAUCUGCCUGAGCUGUGGGCCCUGCUAAACUUUAUCCUGCCAAAGAUAUUCAAGAGUGUCAAGACAUUUGAAGAAUGGCUCAACACGCCAUUUUCCAACCAAGGUGUACAAGAUAAGGUGGAUUUGAAUGAAGAAGAGCAGUUGCUGAUCAUCAAACGACUACACAAGGUACUGAGACCCUUCUUGCUGAGACGUCUCAAGUCAGAUGUGGAGUCAGAGCUACCAGACAAGGUGGAGAGGGUGAUUAAAUGCAGAUUGUCCAGCCUGCAGAUGAAACUAUAUCAGCAGCUCAAAAAUACCGGUGUUAUGAAUGUGAACAGCAACAGUAACUCCCCCAUUGCUGCCAGAGGGCUGAACAACACCAUCAUGCAGCUUCGCAAGGUAUGCAACCACCCAUUUGUGUUUGAAGGCGUUGAAAAUGCGCUCAAUUCCAAAGGCAAAGCCAACGAUUUGCUCUACCGUUGCAGUGGCAAAUUCGAGUUAUUGGAUCGCAUGCUGCCCAAGCUACAAAGAACUGGCCACCGUGUGUUGAUCUUCUUCCAAAUGACAGGCAUCAUGAGCAUCAUGGAGGACUACUUAAACUGGAGAAACUAUCAUUAUCUGCGUUUGGAUGGCAGCACGCGCUCAGAGGACCGUUCCAAGAUGUUAUACCGCUUUAAUCAGCCCAACUCGUCCUACUUUAUCUUCUUGCUGAGCACCCGUGCUGGUGGCCUUGGCUUAAACUUGCAGUCGGCUGAUACGGUCAUUAUUUUUGACUCGGACUGGAAUCCACAUCAAGACUUGCAGGCUCAAGAUCGUGCUCAUCGUGUAGGGCAGACCAAAGAAGUACGCAUUUUCCGACUGGCGACAUCCAAUUCAAUCGAGGAGAGAAUCCUAGCCACAGCACAACACAAGCUCGACAUUGACGGCAAGGUCAUUCAAGCCGGUAAAUUUGACAAUCGCAGCACAGAGGCAGAUCGAGAAACUCUACUAAGAAUGCUGCUGGAAGACAAGAUUGAAGAAGAGAAGCAAGAGGAAGCAUACGAUGAAGACGCAAGCAACCAAGAGUUAAAUGACAUGUUGAAGCGUUCUGAUCAAGAGCUGAGCGUGUUUGAAAUGAUGGACAGCGAGAGAAGAGCUCAAGAGCAAUCAAGCCAACAGCGAGUACGCUUGAUCCAGGAGAGUGAGUUGCCAGAUGUGUUUGAUACAGUUGACCCUGUGAUUGUGGAUCCAAGCUCUGUGGACUUUGGUUCCGACAGAAGCAGAAGAGCCAAGCAGAACAUCAAAUAUGACGAUGGACUUACAGACGAGCAGUUUAUGCGCGCCAUUGAAAGAGGGGAGGAUAUGUCACGCAUUGAAAAGAAGAGAUCACUGCCAACUGCAACUAAAUUAAGCCGAAAACGCAUCAAAAUGGAGCCCGAGAAAACGCCUGAAGUAGAUGCUGUGUCAAGAUUAGUGCGAAAGCAGCUGACAGAGGUAUUUGAAGCAUGCUAUAAGCGAGUCGAAAAGUCGAUUGCCUUUGAGGAUGAUGGGUACUACAGAAAGCGAUGCGAGUUGUUUAUGGAUCUUGUGGACAUGAGAGAAUAUCCAGACUACUACACACUGAUCAAAAAUCCCAUUUCAAUGAACAUGAUCAAGAGCCGAAUCCACUCCUUCUACUAUGAAAGCAUCAACGAAUUCAAAAGCGACUUUGAGGUCAUGUUUGAGAAUGCUCGCAUCUUUAAUGAAGAAGAAUCAGCUGUGUAUGAAGAUGCCAACGAGAUGGAAAAGAUACUGAACGAUGAGCUAGAGAGACAAUGUCCUCGAGGUAUUCUGCCCAAAUACCGCAAGCGAAAGGCGGCCAUUGAGCAAGAGUUUGUUGAAGGUCCAUUUGAUGAUGAGGAGGAGGAGGAGGAGGAUGAAUAA
Messenger RNA from Mucor velutinosus, 3759 nucleotides. RefSeq lists its product as uncharacterized. The coding region runs from base 1 to 3759 and encodes 1252 amino acids. Gene Ontology annotation, biological process: positive regulation of transcription by RNA polymerase II. Gene Ontology annotation, molecular function: DNA binding; histone binding; ATP binding. NCBI's taxonomy places the organism in Eukaryota, Fungi, Mucoromycota, Mucoromycetes, Mucorales, Mucoraceae. The transcript is spliced from 5 exons. The record is from RefSeq and is a predicted model, not a curated record. Gene Ontology annotation, cellular component: nucleus.